UAUAUACAAUAAGAGACCUAGAAAUAUACGUUUUUUGAUUGCAAAGUUGGCCAUUGUUGAGCAGGGAAUCUGUAAGAGAGAGAAAUAAAUACCCAAAGAAGUUGUACAAGUAGAUAUAUACACAUGACGACCAUCGGAAAAGUGUAUGGAACCAUUGUUGAGAAGUGGUUACAAGAGAGAGAGAGAGACACGUCCGGAGACGGGAAAUCAGGCCGCCUCCGCGAUCCUGAGCAACCUGUCACCACGGGGACGGCCACGGCUUCCUCCUGCGACCGUCACCACAUCCAUUGUGUGUCAUUUGCCACUGUAGCAGCAGCCCUUCUCUCUCAUUGACCACAAAAACUUAACAGAUGAAAGAAUCUAUUUCGAAAAAAAAAAAGCUGCUCUGACAAUCGCCUUUUCAUCUCUCUAGAAUUGACCGUCUGACAUUCAGCCACCCACACACAGUUGUUGGACUGCCAUUGUUGAUUGGUGUCGAGUUGGUUUACAAUGCUCAGCUGGGCCUUGUUUCGCAAAAGCAGGAACAAUGCCAGUCCCAGAGCGAAAUGAAUAUUUAUCUUGCAAGGUCAUGAGACGCUCUGGCUGAGUUUUCAGGAGCAGUUUCUGAUGUGACUCUUGUGUGUGUGUGUCGAAAUGUCAGAUUGCCACGAAUGACUCAAGGCUGUUUGGCCUCUGAAAGAUCAUCAAGACAGUCUAAAUUUUCUGGUUGUUCACCUAAAAGAAAAAAAAAAAUAACAGCCGGUCAUCAAGCCCCGGCAUUCGAUGAAGAAUGAAAAAUCCCGACAUCUCUGUUAGAUCAUCAGAAAAAUAAACAAGAUAAUGGGACAAUAAUGGGCGAGAGAUUCUCUGGGUUUGGCAGAUGGCGUUCCCCCAUUCUUGAUCUUCCGGGAAAGACGCCAAAGAUUCGUUUUCAAAAACAGGCGCCGCCGUUAUUAUAAUUAGACGGAACGUGAGCAAGAAAUAGAAAAAAAAAAGAAAACGGGUCACGCAGGGCCCUACAGGCUUUUUCCCCCCACAACAGCUGACUUGUGUGAGCAGCCGAACUACAGAAGCCCGAACGGUCAGCUGGAUCGUGUUCAUCAUCUGCUGCGCUACCAGAAACGUCAUGGCCGCACCGGUUCAACGUCACAAGAACAGCCCGACACCUUCGACUAUGGACGAUGAAACGGCCACCGAUUUGGACGUUGAAAGUGACGAUGUCGUUCCCGUUCCUCUCGAAGGUGGUGGUCGAGGAGGAAUGGGCGACCGAUUCCGCGACGUCCGGCCCAAGUGGGUCAACCCGUGCGGUGGCAUCCUGGACGAUUCCGGCGUCGACCCGGAUGCUCCGCCGCUGGAAGAUUCCGAAAUUGCCGCCAAUGCCGUCCUCGACGUUGACAUUGCUCUCAGCCAGAUUGAAUCCUUCAAAGAUGAAUUUGUGCGAUCGCUGUUCCGGAUGGACUUUGACGAGAUGGUCCGAACGUGGGCGCAUUUUCACUACGAUUGGUUGCCGGCCUAUGAAGCCGUGCCAAAGGUCAUCGGGGCCCAGCUCGUCCCUCGUCAACUCGAUUCCCUCGAGUUGGGAGCAACGCUGAAAAAGUUGUACCUGGCCUCACAGACGAUAGCCGUAGGUCUGGAACAAGUUAUCCUUGACAGGGCCGUCUACGGCGGGGAUUUUCUGGAACAAUUUGCCACAACCGAGAACAAACUCGCCAUGGUCUUGUGCUCGUUGCAGAUGGCCAUGAUCGAGAAACACGUCGAGCCCGAUGCCGACGCUGCCCGUCAGUUGAUGGACAACAAAUACCGCGACAUGCGGAGCGCUUCUGGCCGCAAUCUCCGCGAUUUCAUCAUCGUCAGGGAUUACAUCAACUUGCUGGAGUACACGAAACAAGUUCUGCAUCACUUUCAACACGGAGGGUCGAGUAGUUGAACAACAACCGGUCUAUAUAAAGAUUCAGAUGGUCGAAAAGGACUUGUUUUUUGGAAUGGAAUUCAAAUUCAUCCAUUAUUAUCUCAAAAACUGUUAUAGUACUAUAUUACUACUACUUAAUUAAGUGUGUCCCAACUCCCUACCACUAUUUAUUGACAUAGGAAUGAACUAUCUGAAGUCUACAUAUUCACACGAUUAACUAUAUCAAAUGCUGUCGGUGUUCAAACAAACUCUGUGUGUGUGUGUGUGUCUUUAAUCCAUGGGGAUUGAAUGCUGGCACUCUUUUAUUUGUGGUUGAUUGAUUUCACCACGUACAAAUUCAGUUCACUUCAAUCCCCCCUCACUUUUCUUUUUGUUAACUCUAUUUGUGUGUGUUGUAGUUAAUGUGUUGGUGAAACUCUGACUGUGAUAUUAUUCAAAUCUGACUUUGUGUUUUGUGUGUGUGUAACAAGUUUUCCACAAAGUUUCACUCAUCCCGCCCUCCUUUGAUUUCAACCUGAUGUUUACUUUCCCCUGAGAUGUACAUUUUUUCGUUAACAAAACUCCAUUCACACACACACAGACACACACACGACAAAAUGGUAUAUGAUACUUUGUGUUUUGACAGCUAAUGUAAACAAUUGUAGUAGCUAUAGAAGUAUACAGUUUAGUUUUCUUGUGUGGGCAGCAACUGCCGGGCUGCCCAUUUUUGAAUGACCAUCUCCUCUCGUAUCCAUCCCAUCAAGAAAGACCAAACAUUUUUUGAUGACCAAUAGUUAUUAUUUACUCAAUUCUAUUUAUUCACACACACACACGUAUACAGAAAAUGCACACAAUAGUCUUUGUCGUCUUUGGCCAUCAAAUAAAUGCUGACCUGAUCCUGA
This is a messenger RNA of Daphnia pulex (common water flea), 2769 nucleotides long. RefSeq lists its product as uncharacterized. The record is from RefSeq and is a predicted model, not a curated record. The transcript is spliced from 6 exons. Bases 1106 to 1906 code for a protein of 266 amino acids. Lineage: Eukaryota; Metazoa; Arthropoda; Branchiopoda; Diplostraca; Daphniidae.